GCCAGUAGUCAUCGUGCGCCUAUCGCCCCAACACAGCCACUCAUCAGAAGGUUAGCGCAACACAGAACCUUUUAUUGUCCGCUUGACUGUUGUCGGUCAGAGACGAAUAACAAAAACCCCGCGUGCGCACGCUGUGUCGUACACUGCUGUGAAGAAGAAGGAGAAGAAGAAGAAGAAGAAGAGGAAGAGGAAGAAGAAGAAGGAGAAAGGAGAGUAACUAGCCACGGGCAGACGAACAAUUGGUGCGGAACAGACAAUAGAUACGGACAGCAACAAUGCGGCAGUCUUUGAUGAAUCUCAUGAUCGGCACAGGUGCUCUACUCAUCCUACUCAUCCACGCAGCUCAUUCGGCGAGUCUACACGGCACCGCAUCUCUCGCCAGGCAACAAAGACCAGCAGUCCCGGACCUACUCUACGAUGACGUCAUACGCGCAGACGACCCGGCGACGAGGCGGGCGGAGAACCUCGUCUUUGAAUCGACCUUGACGGGAGCGGAACCGUACGAGCGACUGCGACGCUCCUACCGGUGGGGAUCCCAGGGUAGAGACUUCGGAGGAGCAGCUGUGAAACGCAUGCUGAUGGUGCCCGAUAUCCCACAAUGCCUCCGCUACUGCCAAACCUGCCCCUCAUGCCAGCCCAGGUGCUGCUUCUACAGAACCUAGUGACCGUCUGACAUCAGUAACACCGCAGAGGUCGCUGCGGAGGAAACACACGAACAUUUUUUUGACGCGCGCGCCGACGACACGAUACCUAAACACAUUCCAGUUUGAAUCGCGCGAAGGAUUUUAGGCUCGG
This is a messenger RNA of Priapulus caudatus, 795 nucleotides long. RefSeq lists its product as uncharacterized. The transcript is spliced from 2 exons. NCBI's taxonomy places the organism in Eukaryota, Metazoa, Priapulida, Priapulimorpha, Priapulimorphida, Priapulidae. The coding region runs from base 276 to 662 and encodes 128 amino acids. The record is from RefSeq and is a predicted model, not a curated record.